This is a messenger RNA of Danaus plexippus (monarch butterfly), 1803 nucleotides long. Its product is annotated as ras-related and estrogen-regulated growth inhibitor. Bases 148 to 777 code for a protein of 209 amino acids. The transcript has 5 exons. Lineage: Eukaryota; Metazoa; Arthropoda; Insecta; Lepidoptera; Nymphalidae. The record is from RefSeq and is a predicted model, not a curated record. Gene Ontology annotation, molecular function: GTPase activity; GTP binding.
UGUCAGAGUAGUGUCGCUUAAUAUAUUUUUAGCUGUUGGGCGGGAGCGGGGUUAUGUUGAGCCACUGAGUGUAGCGGCAAACGUUCGGACGCGGCACGCGAAGCAUUCACCAAGUUCACCGCACGGUCGUACCAUGCGCUGAUAAAAAUGACUUCUCGGGGCAUCAGGCGGAAGAAAUCUUCGCUGUCUGAAGUUAAAGUUGCGGUAGUGGGUGCACCUUCCGUCGGAAAAAGUGCUUUGACAGUUCGAUUUCUCACAAAACGGUAUAUUGGUGAAUAUGAUCAUCAACAAGAGAGCAAAUACAAGCAUGAAGCACUUCUUGACGGUGAACCAAUACUUUUUGAAAUAUUGGACACAUGUCCAAAGACUCUAGACGAAUUACCAGGGAGUGAAGUGGCUCAGUGGGCGGACGGACUGUUUCUCGUUUAUUCUAUAACUGAUCGGGGAUCAUUCAACUACAUACGACGAGCGAAGCAGAACCUACAUCCAGAAGUACCAAUUACAUUAGUAGGAAAUAAAGCGGAUAUGGUCCAUCUGAGACAGGUCAGUCAAGAAGAAGGUGAAAUCUUAGCCAAAGACUUUGAGUGUAGCUUCGCAGAAAUAGCGGCAGCGGAACAAGUGAACCAGGUCGGCGAAGUAUUCUUUGAUUUGUGUCGUGAAGUUCUGACACAUCGUAGAAGAGCUAAACAUAGUCUUCUAGACAGAAUGUUGGGAUCAAAGACAGCGUACAGAGUAUACUCUCGUGGCAAGAGUGACAGCGCUCUACCCAAAGACUAAAUAGGAUGUGUAUGCAUUUAGUUUUAUUUAUGUUAUAAAUUAAUUAUUAAAAUUUAAUUAGCUCAUUUGAUAGCACAAAUAUUAUGGUAUAUGGUAAGUACAAUGAAAGUGAAACAUGUGAAUAAUUACAAAUAUAUUGAGGCUAUAUUGAAGGAAGCACAUUGACUUAGUUGAAGUUUAAUAGGGUAUCGAGUUAUAAUACGAAAAAAAAAAUGUUGUAUUACAACUAAUUUAUCCGCCAUUUAAAUAUAGAAAAGAAUUUCCUUAUAAGUUUUCAAAUAAUGUACUGUAAUUAUUAUCCGAUUAUAUUGAAUACAGAAUACUUAGUACUUAUUCGCAUAUCCUCUUCUUUAAUUCAAAAUGUACCUAUAGUUGAUACACGUAUACACUGUUAAGAUUAUGUGUAAGUAAAUAUAAAUUUUCAUUUAAAGACACCGUUUGUAUUAUUUUUAUAUUUUUGUUCUUCUUUUCGUAUUAAUGAUUGUUUAGUUUGUUUAUCUGUUCAUUUCUAUAUUUUCACCUAGCCAGAGGGAACGUAUGCGGAUUAAGCAUUAUAUUGUAUCAGGUUCAGCUUGGGGACUUUAAAUAAAUAGUUUCUGCUGAGUUUUAAUUUAAGUACCUAAAUAUAAAUGACAUUUUGUUAAAUAACACGGAUGGUAGUUUGUAUUGUUUGAAACUUUCUGAGUUAGAUUAUGAUUAUUUUAAAUGACGCGACCUUGGAAUGUAUUUAAAAUAAUUAUUGGCCCUGAAGUUGUAACUGUAUUGUUAUAUUAAAAAAUAAAAUUAAUACCAAUCUGCUAACCAUUGUAAUCUUGAAAACUAUGAAUGGAGUACAUCUUCUGGAAUCGGCGUGUAAUUUUAUUAUCUAUGUAUAUACACACGUAAUAUUAGUCAUUAUAAUCACUAGUAAUCAAUUUAUUAGUAAUAAAUAUUACAAUAUUAUGCAUAGUCCCUUGGACGACACAUAACUUGUCUAAUGGUCACGAACCAUUUAAUGAAAAUCAAAAUAAUAAAGCUAUCAAAUUA